GUCAAAAAUGACAACACCCUCAAAAACGUUAAAUCCCUUAGAUUAAAAUGUACAAAUUCUGAGCCCUCAAUAAGUAUGGACGGGGAGGAGAUAAACCACGUGGAAGUCAGCUACAAGCUUCUCCAGGACCACAUAAACAAGUUGACAGAAAAUCAGACAAACAUAAUUAGCAAAUUCGAAGUGCUGAACAAAAAUGUUGACGAACUUAGAAAGACUUUGGCACAGUUCUCGGACAAAAUCAACACAUUGGAAGAAGUUUCAAUGGAUAGGAAGAAACUUAAGAUUGAGAUCAAAAUCUUGAAGAACAGGAUAGACGAGUUGUAUGCGAUUGUGAAGGAAGGGAAGGAAGAUGAUUCUAAUCCUAGUGCUGACCCUCAAGAAGUGGAGUCUUGCCAUUCCGGCUUCUCUUGCUCUUCAAAGGUAUUACUUAUGACCCUAUUCAGAAGAAUUAUUUUUGAAUGCAAGUUGCAAAUGGGCGACGAGAUGUCUAAACGCAAGAAGUUCUUGUUUGUGACGUGGGUGGGGCCCAACGUGUCCGUCAUCAACCGCGCCAAGAUGUCCACCGACAAAGCCAUCAUCAAAGACAUCAUCUCUAGGUUGCAAAUGGGCGACGAGAUGUCUAAACGCAAGAAGUUCUUGUUCGUGACGUGGGUGGGGCCCAACGUGUCCGUCAUCAACCGCGCCAAGAUGUCCACCGACAAAGCCAUCAUCAAAGACAUCAUCUCUAAUUUUGCAGUGGAGUUACAAUUGGAAAAUCAAUCCGAAAUAGACAUCGAUCAAUUCAAGGACGCUCUGAAUAGGGCGGGAGGAGCAAACUAUGGUACUGGGGUCAGAGAUUUAUGAAUUGCACAAUAAAAUAUCCGCCUACGUUUUAAAAACAUAUCAAUACUUUGAUUUUAAGAGCUAUUCUGUAAUUUUUACUCACUUUAAAUGUUAGUGAAAAAUAACUAAGGAUAGCUAAUUAAAAUCAAAGUUAUGGUAAUUUUUAUAUUAAUUAGGCCACCAUCGGGCCAAAUUGUUUUUCUAUAAGUAGGUAUGUGCUUUUAUUUUUAAAUUUUUAUACUAGUGUGAUUAAGUUUUGCAUUGGUCAUUAUAAUUAUGCUGUUUCGAACGUAAAAUUAUCUAUUUAUUUUUUUUACAAAAUUGAUAUUUGAACUUAUUUUUUAUUUAGGGAAAUUGAAAAAUUUCUAUAAUUUAUUUUUUUAAAGUCAUUGUGCAAUUUAUACUCGUAAAUAUAACGUAAGGAUUUGCCAAAAAUCUUAAGUGAAUGUUGCCAUGUAUAGGGCGCGUUAAGUGCAUUUAUUUUUUUGUCUACCUGUAUUUUACUGUGACGAAAUUUUACAAUGUAUUGUAUACAAAAGUAUUUGGAUUUUAAACUGGCUUUUAUAUACAUUGACUAGUGUUAUACCCAGCAUUAUUGGUAAACGAAUUGAAGUAAAUACAUAAACAUUAACCAAACGAC
Molecule: messenger RNA, 1462 nt
Organism: Spodoptera frugiperda (fall armyworm)
Lineage: Eukaryota; Metazoa; Arthropoda; Insecta; Lepidoptera; Noctuidae
Exons: 4
Coding region: 76-843 (255 amino acids)
Biological process (GO): regulation of actin filament polymerization
Cellular component (GO): site of polarized growth; cortical actin cytoskeleton; plasma membrane
Molecular function (GO): actin filament binding
Source: RefSeq, a predicted model, not a curated record